UGUGCGAUUUACGUUAUCCCGCCAUUUUAUUUUUCAGAACACACAGCUCGCACACACAUUCAGCUCUUUGUCGCCGCACGGCCUGGGCUCUCUGAGCGGACCGUCCUAAGUUACUGUUUUUACACUUUCGCAAGAGUAAGUUGGUCCAGGAGACCUGCAUAUAUCGUCCGGUCCGUCCCCUGGUACAUGGUCUGACAUUUGUCCAGACAUCGGAGGAGAGAAGGUGAAAGAUGACGCAGUUUUUACCCCCGAAUCUGCUGGCCCUCUUUGCACCGCGGGACCCUAUUCCUUUCCUGCCUCAGCUAGAGAAGUUGCCCCACGAGAAACAUCACAACCAACCUUACAGUGGCAUCGCACCGUUCAUCAGGCAUUUCGAGGAUCCUAGAGAUGCCCCUCCACCAACAAGGGCAGAGACCCGUGACGAGCGACUGGAGAGAAAGAGGCGAGAGAAGAUUGAAAGGAGGCAAACAGUGGUGGAGACUGAACUCAAGCUUUGGGACCCCCAUAAUGACCCCAAUGCACAAGGGGAUGCCUUCAAGACAUUGUUUGUUGCACGAGUGAACUAUGAUACUACGGAGUCCAAGCUUCGUCGUGAAUUUGAGGUCUACGGCCCCAUCAAACGGAUUUACAUUGUCUACAACAAGAGGACGGCCAAGCCUCGGGGCUACGCGUUCAUUGAGUAUGAGCAUGAACGAGACAUGCACUCCGCCUACAAGCAUGCAGAUGGGAAGAAGAUUGACGGGAGAAGGGUGUUGGUGGACGUGGAACGAGGGCGCACCGUAAAAGGAUGGCAUCCUCGCAGGCUAGGUGGUGGAUUGGGUGGCACUAGGAGAGGUGGAGCUGAUGUCAACAUCAAGCACUCUGGCCGCGAUGAUGCGUCACGUUAUGAUGAUCGCCCACUGGGGGCUGAUCGGGACCGGGGAGAGCGGAGGGAGCGCAGCCGGGAGCGAGACCGGGAAAAAGACAGAGGAGAACGCAGACGGUCCCGAUCCCGAGAACGGCGUCGACGUACCCGUUCCCGGGAGCGAGAGAGGGAGAGAGAAAGACCGAUUGCCGCAGCAGAGGACGGCAGCGGCGGUGGUGGAGGUGGUGGUGGUGGUGGUAGCAGGCGUCGAGAGCGGGAGAAGGACCGUGGGGGGGCAGCGGGAGGAGACAGCAGGAGUAGGGAGAGGAGUCGAGAACGGAAGAGGAGGAGCAGGAGCCGCGAUCGCAAGAGAGACAGGGAGAGAGGCAAGGGGCUGGAUGGAGAGGAGGUCAGCCAGGGAGACGGUGCUCCUGAGGGGGGCGAGCGCAUUCCGGAGGAACACGAAGGAGAAGUGGGUGAGGGCACGGAUGAGCGUAGAGACAGGGACCGAGAAAGGGACAGGGAGCGCAGGCGUAGCCACCGGGACAGAGACAGGCGCAGGGGAGACCGGGACAGAGACAGGGAGCACAAGAGGGAGCGGGGGGAGAGAGACAGGGGGGAGCGCAGAGAGGAGCGCCAUGGCUCCCUUCGAGAUGACAUGGGCCCCCAAGAUGACAUGGGCAAUGAGGAUGAGGGGGGAGCCCCGCCACACAUGGAGGAGUACAGUCAGGACGGAAUGAUGGAUCAGCAGUCGGUGCCGUCAGCUGACGGCUAUGUCUCCAGUGAGAACGGCUACAAGAUGGAGGCUCCAGGAGACGAGUACUGAGAUGGCCCCUCUCCCAGCAGACUCCCACUCAGACAAGUUGUUUCAUACUAUACUUUAACUUGACCUCCUAACUUUUGCCAAGGCACAGGAAGCCUAAAUGAUGUCAGGGCUUCUUCAGUACCACCAACAAGCUCGCUUUCCUCCUAUCUGUCAAGAAUCUGUUGAAAUAUUCCACUUCAUAUUGUUGCACGCACAGUUGAUGCAUAUAACUGAUUUGAUCUCACUAAAGUUGCAGCUUUCCUGCAUUUCCCAACUAAUCUGUGCCACUUAUUGUUAUGAGUUACCUUGAUGAUUCAAGCUAGGUAUGUUUUUUUUCUUUUCUUUUCACUUGACUUGGGAUGAACUGUAAAAAUACAAGCUUUGUUUUUAGAUGAGUAGAUUGUGUUGUCUUUUAUUUCCAGAUUCAUAAAGCAGUUAGACUGUAUGCUCAUUUGGAAUCAAGUGGCCGAUUUCUCCUCAAUCUAUGUGAAAUUGAAGGAAAUGUAGUAUUGUGUAACAAUUGAGGGCUGUUCUGUUCAUUCUGGAAUAAAGUUUUUUUUUAAUUAUG
Molecule: messenger RNA, 2217 nt
Organism: Sander lucioperca (pikeperch)
Lineage: Eukaryota; Metazoa; Chordata; Actinopteri; Perciformes; Percidae
Gene: snrnp70
Product: small nuclear ribonucleoprotein 70 (U1)
Exons: 10
Coding region: 231-1670 (479 amino acids)
Biological process (GO): mRNA splicing, via spliceosome
Cellular component (GO): precatalytic spliceosome; U2-type prespliceosome; U1 snRNP
Molecular function (GO): U1 snRNA binding; mRNA binding
Source: RefSeq, a predicted model, not a curated record